Messenger RNA from Dendrobium catenatum, 1447 nucleotides. Its product is annotated as GDSL esterase/lipase At4g01130-like. The transcript has 5 exons. Gene Ontology annotation, molecular function: hydrolase activity, acting on ester bonds. Bases 112 to 1287 code for a protein of 391 amino acids. The record is from RefSeq and is a predicted model, not a curated record. Lineage: Eukaryota; Viridiplantae; Streptophyta; Magnoliopsida; Asparagales; Orchidaceae.
GUGCCUGAAUACCAAACAGCAGAAAAGCUGAAUUUAAGGGUGUAUAUAUAUUCAUUCUCGUGCGCUCUCCCCUCUAUCCUGUGCUAGUUUGCCAUUUACUUUUCGCUUAAGAUGAGCCUAAGAAAAGCCGAAUUCCACUCCGGCCUCCGGCCUCCUCUCGCUCCUCCGGGCGUCUUCUUCUUUCUACUUAUCCUUCUCUUCUUAUCAACGACGACCACCGAGGCCGGCUGUAGCUUUCCGGCCAUUUUCAACUUUGGGGACUCAAAUUCGGAGACCGGUGGUUUCUGGGCGGCAUUUCCGGCUCAGCGAGCUCCCUUCGGAAUGACAUACUUCAAGAAACCAGCAGGCCGUGCUUCAGAUGGAAGAGCAGUGAUUGAUUUCUUAGCUCAUGCUCUGGGCCUGCCGUUUCUGAGCCCUUAUCUGCAGUCCAUUGGAUCGAACUUCAGCCAUGGCGCUAAUUUUGCGACGGCGGCUUCGACGGUGCUGCUGCCCAAUACCAGCGUAUUUGUGACAGGGAUAAGUCCCUUCUCCUUGGCGAUUCAAUUCAAUCAAAUGAAUGAGCUCAGAGUGCGGGUCUUCGAAAUGAGCCCGCAAGACAACCUUCCUUCAACGGACAUCUUUGCUAAAGCUCUAUAUACUUUCGACAUCGGCCAAAAUGAUUUCACCUCCAAUCUGGCAACCAUAGGCAUCGAAGGAGACGAGCAAUUUCUUCCCCAAGUAGCCAGCCAAAUUGCUUGGACUAUCAAGGAGCUGUACAACAAUGGAGGAAGGACAUUUAUGGUAUUUAACCUGGCACCUAUAGGAUGCUUUCCAGCAUUCCUAACCAUUCUUCCUCAUAACGAGUCUGAUUUGGACGAGUAUGGAUGCAUGAUUUCAUACAAUAAUGCCGUUGUGGAUUAUAACAAAUUGUUGAAAGAAACUCUGCAGCAGACACGAUUAGAGCUCCAGAAUGCCUCUGUGAUAUACGUGGACACCCAUUCUGUUAAGCUCGAACUCUUUCAGCAUCCAAAAAAUCAUGGAUUUAUAUACGGGACCAAAGCAUGCUGUGGUUCUGGUGGUGGAACUUAUAAUUACAAUCCACAAGUGUUCUGUGGUAACACCAAGAUUAUCAAUGGCACCAUUGUGACAUCAAGUGCUUGCAGUAACCCACAAAAUUAUGUGAGUUGGGAUGGGAUUCAUGCCACAGAGGCCACCAAUAAAAUUAUAGCAAGGGCCAUUCUAAAUGGCUCAUACUUUGAUCCUCCCUUUCCUCUCUCGCACCUCUGCAAUCUUAAACCAAUAGGUUGAUAAAUAUAUAUUUGGUUUCGAGUCUCAUGAUAUAUGAUGGAUCUUGCAGAUUUGAAGUGUGUGAAAGAACGAUGAGCAAUUUGGCAUUUGAUCAAGUUAGCUUUGUUAAUAAAUAUGAACCUUUAUUUGAUAGAUAAGAAUGGAAUGAUGCUUCUUCAAA